AGCAAUCGGUAGCUCGAUGUGUGUUACGUCAAAAUUGACAAAAGUAUACACACAGCACAAAUCGGUAAAACAUUACGGAGUAACAUAAAAAAUCGCGGCUGAAAUAGGACCAAGAAAAAAAGCCAUCGUUUGAAAAUGUCGUCAUUUCGCAGUGUUUUUGUUACCGUUGGAACGACCCAAUUUGAAGAUCUUGUUGAUGUGAUUUUAAGCGAUGAAAUUUUGACGCUCUUACAGAGUUGUCAGUGUAAAUUCUUACGGAUACAGCAUGGAGCUGGAAAGAAAAUCAAUGCAAUGAAAAUGGAACGUGUUGAAAAUCGCUUUGGAAUAAAAUUGGAUUGUUAUGAUUUUAAAGCGAACAUUUUGUCGGAUAUAACAUGGAGCGAUUUAGUGAUAAGCCAUGCCGGUGCAGGCAGUUGUAUUGAGGUGCUCACACACAGGAAACCACUGAUUGUCGUUGUAAAUGACAAACUUAUGCACAAUCAUCAGACAGAACUCGCGCAACAGCUCUUUAUCGACGGCCAUCUAUUGUAUUGUUCACCGCAUACACUGACCGAAACGCUUGCCGAUCUCAACAAAAAAGUCACAUCGUUAAAGCCAUAUGAACCCGGCCACAAUAAUAUGAUGAAAUUUGUUAACCAUUUGAAUACGAUGAUGGGUUUCGAAUGAAAAUAUGAAGAGAUAUACAAACAAACUGCUGGAGACCAAAACAUAAAAAUAAAUAAAAGACUUUCUUUUUUUUUGUGGAUCGGUUUUUUUUAGCUCGAUCUUUAUUAUUUAACUGUUGUUGUUUUUGUUGCUGAAUUUUUUUUUUCAUGGGAAUUCAAUUCAAUUUAUUCAUUGUUUUCUUGAUAAUUACAUAUGGUUCUUUUUUUAUAUCUCCAAUUUAACAAUAAUUAUGUGAUUUGAUAUAAGUAAUUAUGUACUGAGUAGUUAAUUAAAUAAAUUCAAGAAUACAUAGACCUAUAAAA
Molecule: messenger RNA, 968 nt
Organism: Sitodiplosis mosellana (orange wheat blossom midge)
Lineage: Eukaryota; Metazoa; Arthropoda; Insecta; Diptera; Cecidomyiidae
Gene: Alg13
Product: UDP-N-acetylglucosamine transferase subunit ALG13 homolog
Exons: 1
Coding region: 136-666 (176 amino acids)
Biological process (GO): dolichol-linked oligosaccharide biosynthetic process
Molecular function (GO): hexosyltransferase activity
Source: RefSeq, a predicted model, not a curated record